Echinococcus granulosus is the source of this 1458-nucleotide messenger RNA. RefSeq lists its product as hypothetical. The transcript has 2 exons. The coding region runs from base 1 to 1458 and encodes 485 amino acids. The record is from RefSeq and is a predicted model, not a curated record. Lineage: Eukaryota; Metazoa; Platyhelminthes; Cestoda; Cyclophyllidea; Taeniidae.
AUGCAGACAAACUACCCUUCUUUACCUCCGGAAAAUGAAUCGACCACCUCAACAAACCCACCUACACCAGCAGCGUCAGCAACGGUGGCUGCGGUGGUGGUGGGAGGGGGUGGUACUGGUGCAGGAAGAUAUCCCUCGUCAACGUUGACAUCUCCCCCGUUCCCAGGUUCAUCAGCGAUUGAUACCUCUUUUUCUCGGUGCGUACCUGAAACCAACGAAACGACAACGUCCCUAAAUGAAGUCCUCCACCGAUCCUUGAUGGCUUCUUCUUUCACAGCCAGCGAAAUCAAUGAGCCAGUCAUUCCUAGAGCCCACUCCAACGGCAAAACCUUUGAUCUCAACGCUCUGCGAGAGGCAGCAAGUCGUGAGAAAAAGCUGUUUGAAAGAGAUCCCUCUGAAAGAAAGGAAGGUGUAACCGGUAACUAUGACUUCCCCUUUCACAUGCCCACGGGUCAUCCUCCGUGGCCAACCCAUAUCGAUAAUCACCCUAUCGAUGUGCAGCCGAAAUCGGUCCAAGCUCCAGAAACUAGUCCUUCCGCCAACGCCAAGCUUGGUUCCUUCUCACCUAAUGUCGGAAUGCUCCCUUACACAAAUACUGGAUCAACCAAAGAUUUAGAUUACUUUUUGGCAGCAAAUGCAGCGCGUGCACUGGUUAAUCAUCUUGGUGGUGCUGGCGGCACCGGCAGUAGUGGUGGUACUGCCGCUGCUGGUGGCAGUGGAAGCGGUAUUGUGCCACAACCCUCCGAUGACCGAUCGAAGUCUCCCUCAAUGGGUUUUCGUGAUAUUGUGAACCCACAUAUCUCUCCGACACAGCAACCCUCCUCAAUGGAGCCUCUGUACGCUCAUCAAAGAAGUUUCUCCGACAGAUCCAGUCCUUCCAGGUCUUCCUUUGGCCUCCCUUCGCUGGAAAUGAGUAGUGGUGCCCCGCCAAACAUGUCGGUUCCAUUCAACAGCUCGCCAUUACCAUUUCCUAUGCCACCAAACUUUCGCCAAAACAACCCACCGUACUCACCACACCCACCACACCAUCUGCUUCCACCAAAUCCCUUUGGGGGACUAGACCCUAACUUUGCAGAUCGCAUGAAGGACUACUCAGCGCCGCAUCACCUCAUGGACCCUAGAUUUCCAGUCGUUUGUUCAAUGUCGAGACUCCCACGAUCAGCAUCACCGGUGGACGGAGAUGGAAGAGGUGGAGGAAUAAUUGGUGACUCUGGAAUGAGUGACGCCUCACCCAACAGUUCUUCCAGCGGAAAAUUCGUAUCCCCUCAUAAUCAAGCCGGAGGAACUACCGGAAAUGGAGGGAAUAUAGUUCUAUAUCCUUGGAUGAAUCCAAAAAGCUGCGUAUCACAUAAAUUUUACCAGGCUGAAUCAUGCAUACAGGCUUUGAAAUGGAGAGGGAGGAAACCAACGCGAAGCGAGCUAGCGGUGAACCGUAAAGUUGAUGACCGUGAGAAUUAA